Molecule: messenger RNA, 3506 nt
Organism: Nymphaea colorata (pocket water lily)
Lineage: Eukaryota; Viridiplantae; Streptophyta; Magnoliopsida; Nymphaeales; Nymphaeaceae
Product: squamosa promoter-binding-like protein 1
Exons: 10
Coding region: 365-3382 (1005 amino acids)
Cellular component (GO): nucleus
Molecular function (GO): DNA binding
Source: RefSeq, a predicted model, not a curated record
UUUCCUGUAGUUUCACUUUCUCACUUUUGUUUUUUCGGUUUUUCGUUGGUUGGAAUUUAUAUCCGGGGGAAAGAGGAGGGAAUCGAAGGGGGUAGUAGUUGCUAUCUCGUCGAUCGGAGGCUUCCCAGCACCUCUUGUUUCCUGCAAUUCUUGAUGGAGGCGAGAGGAAUAUCCAGCUACACCGUUCGAUUGGUCCUAUUCGAUCUGCUCUGAGGUUUGCGCUGGGUUUUUUUGUUGAUUUUUUCGGGAGUUUGUAUGGAUUUCGGGUUUGGAGGAGGUAGGGUUUGCUGUUUCACUGUGGACAGGGGUUAGGGAAAUUUUCCGGGGAAUUUUUUUGGCGGGUGUUCUGGCGGCGGGUUCCCGGAUGGAGGCGGAGAUCGGUGGCGGGAGCGGCAGGUUCUGCGCGGGUGGCGUGCCGGGGUUUCUUGUGAAGGGAAAGGGUUUGGUGCAGAGCCGGGAGUGGGAGGUGGGCGAUUGGCGGUGGGACGGGGAUCUGUUCGUCGCUAGACCCUUGAGCGGGGUUCCGGCCGGUCGGCAGUUUUUGCCAGUGUCGGGCGGCGAGGGAUCCUCGGAAGGUUCGGAUGAGGGCAAGGGCGAGGUGGAGAAGCGGCGAAGGUUUCAGGAGGAGGGGCAGGAGGUGGAGGGAGGUGGAUUUCUGGCCUUGAAACUGGGGGAGCAAGUGUAUCCGGUGGGCGAGGCGAACGGGGUGGAUGGCAGGAACUGCAAGAGAUCGAAGGUGCAGGGAGGGGGAACAGGAACGUCUUCGUCGGCGGGACGGCCAGCAUGUCAGGUCGAGGGUUGCAGGGUCGAUCUCAGCAGCGCCAAGGACUACCAUCGUCGCCAUAAGGUCUGUGAGGUACACGCUAAAGCGAGCAUGGUGCGCGUUGGCGGGAUUGUGCAGAGGUUUUGUCAGCAGUGUAGCAGGUUUCAUGUUCUUCAAGAAUUUGAUGAAGGGAAGAGAAGCUGUAGGAGGCGUUUGGCAGGUCAUAAUAUACGGAGAAGGAAAACACAUCCUGAAAAUGUGGUUGGUGCAAAUUCACUAGAUGUUGAUCGUGCCACAGGCUACAUCUUGAUUAGUCUCUUGAGAAUACUCUCAAAUCUACAUUCUAAUCCAACUGACCAUGCGAAGGAUCAGGAUCUUUUGUCUCAUUUGUUAAGCAACCUAGCAAGCGCUGCUGGUAAAUGUGAUAUACAAGGUCUGUUGGGAAAACAGUCUUCUCAAACACUACAAAAUGGUGGUGGCCCUCUUGAAACAUCACCACAAAAAUCCUCUGCUGCAGUUCCAACAAGUGCUGCCAAUGUCACUGCUCAAGGUUCACCUCUGCCUAUUAACUUAAAUGAAGUAGGAGCUUGUUCUAAUGGCGUGCAUGAUCUCAAUGUGAGGGGCAUAGACCUUUCUGCAGUUGUCAUGCCAGAUGGCAUGCAACAAAACGUAUUUGCUGACAGGAUAGGUUCUGGUGAUACUGAGCAAGCAGAUGCAUGGCAGAAAGAUAAAGGGGAAAAGGUCAAAUUAAAUGAUUUUGAUUUGAACAGUGUGUAUCAUGAAUCAGAAGAAUAUAUGGUCAGUCCUGUAUGCCAUAUUUCUCCACCCUUUCCUAAGUUUGGAGCUGGUUCACCUGACUAUCCUUCAUGGAUGGUGCAAGAAUCAAACCAGACAAGCCCACCUCAAACAAGCAUUCACUCAGAUUCAACAUCUACUUUGUCUCCAUCAAGUUCUAAUGGCGAGGGUCAAAAUCGGACAGAUCGUAUCAUUCUCAAACUAUUUGAUAAAGAACCACAUGAUCUUCCCCUUUCUCUAAGAGGACAGAUUCUUGAAUGGCUACAAAAUAGCCCUACAGACAUGGAAAGUUACAUAAGGCCUGGUUGCAUUGUUUUGACUCUUUAUAUACGGUUGCAGCAGUGUGUGUGGGAUGAGCUGUGCAACAGUUUGAGUGUACAUUUGAAGAAACUUCUUGAUACUUCUGAUGAUUUAUUUUGGAGAUCUGGAUGGAUAUAUGCCAGGGUGCAAAAUCAGAUGGCAUUUAUUAACAAUGGUCAAGUGGUGCUUGAUUCUCCUUUUCCAAUCAAUUUUUCAAAUCGUCCAAGGAUCGUAACUAUCUCCCCUCUUGCUGUUACAAAAUCUCAGCAAGCAACCUUCAGAAUAAAAGGCUUUAAUCUGUUGCAUCCAGCCUCUAGGUGGUUUUGCGCAUUUGAAGGAAACUAUUUAGCCCAAGAAUCUGUGUUUUCUGCUGCUGAUGCGUGUGGUAGUUCUGGUGAGGGUAUCCAGAACUUCAGCUUCUCUUGCUCUUUCCCUGAUGCAUCUGGGAGAGGUUUUAUUGAGGUUGAAGAUGAUGGCCUCAGCAGCUGCUUCUUUCCCUUCAUUGUGGCAGAACAAGAUAUGUGCUCUGAAAUAUGUAUGCUGGAGGACACAUUUGAGGUUGCUGAGUUUGAUAAUGACAAGGAAGAGGCUGACAAUUUGAAGAACAAGGCUGAAGCCUUGGAGUUUUUGCAUGAACUAGGUUGGAUUCUUAGGAGGAGUCAGGCGAUCUUUAAGAUGGAUCACAGCAUUUCAAGUACAUGCUCUUUCACACAUUUACGGUUCAAGAGGCUGUUGGAGUUCUCUAUAAAUCGUGAUUGGUGUGCUGUAGUUAAGAAACUUCUGGACAUCUUAUUUGAUGGUAGGGUGGUUGGAGAGGAACAAAGUUCUUCCAAAUUUGUUGUUUCUGAAUUAUGCCUACUCCAUGUUGCCGUUAGCAGAAAAUGCAGGCCCAUGGUCGAGCUUUUGUUAAGAUAUGUUCCACCCAGGACUUCAUCUAAAACGGAAGCUCAACAUAACGAAUAUGGCAGUAAUGAUUAUUUAUUUAGACCUGACCUUGCUGGGCCUGCUGAUGUGACUCCUCUUCACAUUGCGGCCAGUACAGGUGGUGCGGAGACUAUAGUGGAUGCGCUCAUCAAUGAUCCGCGAAUGGUGGGCCCUGAGGCUUGGAAGCGUGUUAAAGAUAAAGCUGGGCUUACCCCUGAAGAUUACGCAUUAGUGAGAGGCUACACUGCUUACAAUCAGCUGGUGCAGCAGAAAGUUGAUGAAAAAUGUAAAUCUGCACAUUUGAUUCUUGACAUAGCCAGUGGUUUGAUAGGUCCCAAUAAGUCCUUCAAACAAACGCCUCGUCACGAUGAAGUUUCAGGAAUGCAAAUUGACAGCAACAGAAAACAGCCUUGUAAACUUUGCGCUCAACAAUUGAGAUACAGGAACACCAGGUCAUCUCUCGUGUACCGGCCAGUGGUGCUCUCGAUGGUAGCCAUUGCUGCAGUCUGUGUGUGUGUUGCCUUGAUAUUUAAGGGCCCACCUGUCCUCUUGGGCUUCCCGCCUUUUAGGUGGGAGCUGUUGGGUUAUGGACCUAUAUGAGCGGCUGGACUACUUUCUUGCUUUUAUGUAAAUUAACAGGUUUGACUAGGUCGUGUGCAAUGUGUCUGUAGCAUAUUGCUCAGUCGUGUAUUUGAUAGUGUAAUGUCAUCCCUGUAUCUUUUAA